This is a messenger RNA of Caenorhabditis angaria, 436 nucleotides long. NCBI's taxonomy places the organism in Eukaryota, Metazoa, Nematoda, Chromadorea, Rhabditida, Rhabditidae. The record is from the annotation of a GenBank genome assembly.
AUGCUGCGAGUUGUCCUAACUCUCGCCAUUUUGCUCACAAUUUCCGCAGCAACUCAAAUCACAACGAAUUUGAGAUUUUUCUGCAACUCGCAGUCAAAUUGGAGAUUUGCUAUCAUGUUUUAUGAACAUGACACAUCAUCGUAAGAAAAAAUUUUUCAAGUGAAAAUUUGAAAAUUUUGAAUUUUCCAGACCUUGGGACAGAUUAUUGUACACCGAAACACAAAUCAUCGAAGGCCAGCCUAGCAAAGAUCUCAAUUCAAUAUUCGAUGUUUAUGAUGGUGAUGGUCCGUUGGAUUUUCAUUACGAGAUUUAUAUGAGAGUUACUCAUAGUUGCGCAAGAUUCGGAAACGCCGUGAAUUCUCAUAUUUUUCUGGGAAGUGUAUCGAUUUUUGAUCGUUUUGCUUCAUUUCAAGGAAACGUUAUUCUUGAUGCCUGA